Cucurbita moschata (crookneck pumpkin) is the source of this 1406-nucleotide messenger RNA. Its product is annotated as peroxidase 41-like. The record is from RefSeq and is a predicted model, not a curated record. Gene Ontology annotation, molecular function: heme binding; peroxidase activity. The coding region runs from base 218 to 1210 and encodes 330 amino acids. The transcript has a single exon. Lineage: Eukaryota; Viridiplantae; Streptophyta; Magnoliopsida; Cucurbitales; Cucurbitaceae. Gene Ontology annotation, biological process: hydrogen peroxide catabolic process; response to oxidative stress.
AAAUGUUGAAGGAUGCUCCAUCUCUAACAAAUCUCCCAAAAUCUCUCCCAUCCAUUGCUCCAUCUUCUUUUUAACCCCCAUUCAUCCCCUCCAUUUUCCUCACACCGCAAUUGCUUCCUUCUUCCUCCUCACCACACUACACUACACUACACACACCCCUUCCACUUUUCCACAUCCAGAGGAAGCAGGUUUUCCCCCACCUCCUUCCUCUUCCGCCAUGGCCUUCUUUCACUCUCCCGCUCUUCUUCUUCUACUUUUUCUAUCUCUUCCAUUCUCAGUUCAAUCUCAGCUUUCUCUCGAUUAUUACCAGAAAACUUGCCCCGAUUUUGCACAGAUCGUUCAUGACACUGUUGCUCGCAAGCACGCUACUAGCCCUGUCACCGCCGCUGCAUCUAUGCGCCUUUUGUUCAGCGAUUGUUUGGUUGGAGGCUGCGAUGGCUCUGUUCUUGUUUCAUCCAAUGUCUUCAACCACGCCGAGCGCGAUGCUGAAAUCAACCGCAAUCUUCCUGGUGACGCCUUUGACGUCGUCACUCGAGCGAAGAUCACCUUAGAGCUCUCCUGCCCUGGGAUUGUCUCUUGCUCCGACGUGUUAGCGCAAGCGACUAGAGAUCUCAUCGCGGCUACAGGCGGACCAUCGUACAAAGUUGAAUUAGGGCGAAAAGAUAGCCUCGUCUCGAAAGUUUCAGACGUGGAAGGCAACAUUCCGAAACCGAAUCAAUCAAUCGACGAGUUGAUCAAGCUAUACACAGCGAAAGGCUUCACGAUUCAAGAAAUGGUAGCGCUAUAUGGCGGACGCACGAUCGGAUUCUCAAAUUGCAAGGAAUUCAGCGACCGGCUCUUCAAUUUCAGCAAAAACACACCAACAGAUCCUGAGAUUAAUUCGAAAUACGCGGAGGCGUUGAAGAAGUCCUGCGCCGAUUACGAGAAGAAUCCAGCGAGUUCGGCGUACAGCGACCCUGUAACGCCAGGGAAGUUCGACAACGUAUACUACCAGAAUCUGCUGAGAGGAAUGGGACUGUUGGCGUCGGAUCAGGCGCUGGUGAAGGAUCCGAGAACAAGGAAAUUCGUGGAGAUGUAUGCAGGAAACCAGGCAUUAUUCUUCAAGGAUUUUGGAGAGGCGAUGGAGAAGAUGAGCGUUCGCGAGGUGAAAACUGGCGGGAAAGGAGAAGUGAGGACAAGAUGCGAUGCGUUUAAUUCAAUCAACCAUUAGCCCAUUUUGUCUUUUCCUAAAUAAGUCAUUCUUUAAGGGGAUUUUUUUCGUUUUUUUUUUCUUUGUAAGAUUUAUUUGGAAAAACAUUGUAGAGAGUUUAUUGAUGGAAGAGAGUGAGAGGAAGAGGCGGAGGAACAUCUUUUUGUAAUUGUGGUUAUUUCAUGUUUUAAUCAACUCAAUUUUCUUAUUUUCUCUU